Molecule: messenger RNA, 1386 nt
Organism: Astrephomene gubernaculifera
Lineage: Eukaryota; Viridiplantae; Chlorophyta; Chlorophyceae; Chlamydomonadales; Astrephomenaceae
Source: the annotation of a GenBank genome assembly
CUCCACCCGACCUCAUGGUGCACCGCCGCAGCGUCAGGCUGCUGCUGCUGCUGCUGCGGGAGGCCCGCGGCCGGCGAAGCAGCUGCCGGGGCAUAGGGGCAGUGCUGGUCAGCAGCAUGCGGCUUUAGUUAUGGAGCUCUGCGAGGGGGGCAACCUGGGCGGUCGCAUUCACAAUCCGCACAUGAGGAGGCUGGACUACUUGGAGGUGCUGCAGCUGUCCCGUGACGUGGCGGAGGGCCUGGCGCACCUUCACCGCUUCGGAGUGCUGCACAGGGACCUCAAGCCGGGCAACGUACUGCUAGACAACAAGGGCAGGGCCAAGAUCGCUGACUUUGGCAUCUCACGACUUAGGGACCCCUACCGCUCCUUUGUGAACGUCACGCAGCAGGGAGGCACGCCCAACUACAUGGCUCCGGAGCUGUUCAACGGCACGCGAGUGGAUGAACGUGCUGACCUGUACAGUCUGGGCUGCAUCAUGUACGAGGCCCUCACUCGGCGGGUGCCCUUCGACAAUCUCGCAAAGGGCAACGCACCGGGUGGCGCAGGCGCAGCCGCCGCCGCUGCGGCGGGGGGCGCAGGCGCCGACGCCGGCGGCGGCGGUCUACCCAUGGGCGGCUUGUUUGCGAUAAUCCUAGCGGUCGCUAUUCAGGGCCGCCGGCCGACGCUGCCUGAAUGGGUUCCCAAGGGCCUCGCGGAUCUGAUCAGGGGGUGCUGGGCAGAAGACCCACGGGCCAGGCCCACGGCUGCGCAGGCCCUUGCACGUCUGGAUGCGCUGAUAGCGGAGGAGCGGGCCAGUCGGGCAGCCCGGGCGGCCGCUCGUGGCGGCAGCCGAACCCGGAUCAGCCGGCAUUAUGCAGGCAGCAACAGCAGCGGCCUGGCACCCGUGACGUCAGCUUCGGGCUCCUCAGGUGUCAGCAACACCCAGCACACCGCCAAGGCACCCUCGCCGUCGCCGUCACCCAUGCUGCCCAUGGGCUCCGCUCCGGGCCCCGUGCUGACGCCAGUCGCGCCACUGCCGGCGGCGGCACUGCAACCAGUGGCAUCGUCGCCACCGGCGCAGGUGCUAUCGAUGCCAUUAAAGGGUUCGCGCCAGCCGUCGACACCGCCAGAGGCGUUUCCGUCGCCGGCAGAGGGCAGUGGGUCAAUGCAGCCAUCGGUAACGGGAUCUUCGGCUGGAACGCCGUUAACGGCUUUGGCGGUAGCGGGGCCUCCGUCGUCGACGCCGACGCCCCCACAGCAGCCAUCGCCGCAGCGGCUGAAUCCCUUUGCCCACGCCGGGCAGCUGGGUCUAUCCUUGGCUCAGAUGGCAGCAGCGGUGUUCGGCGUCGUCACUGGCAGCGGCGGCGGUCCCCGUGAACAGGCCGCGGCGGCGCCGGCAGGACCGGC